CUCCAAUCAAACGACAAUUCCUGUAUUUUUUCUGUGUUUUGUAAUCCUCUGUUUUACACUUCUAUUCCUGUCAGAAUCCUGUGUUUUUUCUAUUCCUCUGUUUUUUCUACCCUGCGAUUUAAAGGGGGCCUUACUUUACAGAUUUCUAACUUACAUUUAAAAAGAAAAAGGAAAAUACAUGUACUAGUGUGUAGUGUCCGACGUUAUAUGAAAAAACGAGCCAGAGUGAGAGGGACCCUUGCUGCAAAAAACGGACUGAUUUUUAAUGGUUGUGACACGCUCCCCCAAAUCUGCAGUCCCGAAGCGAAGUUCAAUCCAUCCCCAAAUGUCCCGGCCAACCCAACACCACCCCACCGCCGCCGCCACCGCCGUCAUCCUCCUCUUACUUGCAGUAUCCCCGGCGCCGUCCGGCGCGGAUCCGGACGACGAGCGGUGCCUGUCGAGCCUCCAGCAAUCUUUGUCCGGCCUCCGCAACUGGAGCAAGGCCUCCUUCUCCGCCCCCUGCGAGGGCUUCAUCUCCCACCUCCAGGGCGUCACCUGCAACAACGGCCGUGUCUACAAGCUCUCCCUCCCGGGCCUCUCCCUCGCCGGCACCAUCCCGCCGGACCUCUCCAACUGCACCAACCUCCAGUCGCUCGACCUCUCCUCCAACGCGCUCUCCGGCGCCAUCCCCCCGGAGCUCUCCGGCCUGCUCAACCUCGCCGUGCUCAACCUCUCCGCCAACCGCCUCUCCGGCGCCAUCCCAAGGGACCUCGCCCGCUGCGCAUACCUCAACGUCAUAGAUCUCCACGCCAACCAGCUCACCGGCAGCAUCCCCGACGAGCUCGGCCUCCUCGUCCGCCUCUCCACCUUCGACGUCUCCUACAACCGCCUCUCCGGUCCCAUCCCGGUGCUCCUCGCCAACCGCUCCGGGACGACGGGGAGGUUCAAUGCCACCUCCUUCGUCGGGAACAAGGACCUGUACGGCUACCCGCUGCCGCCCAUGCGGGGGCACGCCCUCUCCGUCCUCGCCAUAGUCGGCAUCGGCCUCGGCAGCGGCCUGCUCAGCCUCGUCCUCAGCUUCUCCGCCGUCUGCCUCUGGCUACGCGCCACCGACCGCACGGCCACCAUGCCCGGCGAGGAGGGCAAGAUCUCCCACCUCAUGCCCGACUACUGAACCCAAGAUCCGUGUUGGAUUUCUGGAUCCGAUCGAGCAGUGGAGCGUAGCCGCCAUCUUCUUUCUUGCCUCAGAUGCUCAUCUAAUUGCAGUUAAUAAUUAAUUGCUGCAUUCUUAUCUCUUUUUUAGCGUGGGCUUUCUUCUUUUCUUCUCUGGUGUUCAAUAACUAAUUUUUUUUUUCUUCUUUUACUUUGGAUUUCUAGAGAGAGUCAUCAGUGAGAGGAGUUAGGCGUGAUGACAUCAGCUUUUGUGUAUAGGUACUACCGAAGAAUUUAUGUCACUUCACCGGAAGACUGCUGCUGAUCUUGCUAGCUUAUGCUUGAGAUGGAAUACUCUGCUUUCGCACUUGGAUUUUUUUAUUUCUCUCACUCCACAAUGGCGGCGAAUCCUGCAUCAAAUUGACUUAUGCUAUGCUAUUCUAUUCUAACCAGAUUGUGUGCUCUACAUUGUCCCAGAUUAACUUAUUGUACUCGAUAUUUUUAAUCAGAUUGUGUGUUCUAUAGUGUUCCAGAUUAACUUAUAUUCUAAUCAGAUUGUGUGCUC
Oryza sativa Japonica Group (Japanese rice) is the source of this 1699-nucleotide messenger RNA. Its product is annotated as receptor-like protein 44. Gene Ontology annotation, molecular function: protein binding. The record is from RefSeq and is a predicted model, not a curated record. Lineage: Eukaryota; Viridiplantae; Streptophyta; Magnoliopsida; Poales; Poaceae.